This is a messenger RNA of Girardinichthys multiradiatus, 1876 nucleotides long. RefSeq names its product disabled homolog 1-like. The transcript is spliced from 10 exons. The record is from RefSeq and is a predicted model, not a curated record. NCBI's taxonomy places the organism in Eukaryota, Metazoa, Chordata, Actinopteri, Cyprinodontiformes, Goodeidae. The coding region runs from base 162 to 1265 and encodes 367 amino acids.
UAGGCCUUCCAGCGAAGGUUAAUGUAUCACCAGGGAGUCUGCAGCCUGACCUUUGACUCUGAGCAAUUUUGUCAGUGGGACAGGCCAAGCAGCUGGGUCAAAGCGUAGACGCACUCCUGCAGGAUUUCAAGCUGCCUCUCUCCAAAAUCCAAACAAGCAGCAUGACUGAGACACAGCAAACAGCCGGGAACUGUCUUGCACCGGGCCAACCUGUUAUCAGAACCUGGCCGCUGUACAGGACAACAGGACCACUUAGUGACACCAUGUCCCGUUUCGAAGGGGACGGGGUCCGAUACAAGGCCAAGCUGAUCGGCAUGGACCCGUUGACGGAUGCACCGGGAGAAAAGAUGUGCUUGGAUUCCAUGAUGAAACUGAAGGGUUUUGAGGUAGCAGCAAGAAGACAGGGAAAGCACAAGAUGAGAAUUUGGCUGAAAAUUUCCUCUGGUGGCUUAAAGAUUUUGGAUGAGAGGACCGGGAUUGUUCUUCAUGACCAAGACAGAACCAGGAUCAGUUCAGUGACAAAGGACAAGUCUGACCCCAGAGCUCUGGCCUACAUCUAUAAACAUGAAGAUGCAUACAUUCUCUUCUACAUCAAGACAGCCACCCAGGCAGAUCCGAUCCUUUUGGACAUCUUGGAGGUUUGUCAGCGCGUGGAGCAGGAGACCUCUCAUCAACCUGUGAAAACCCAAGACAGUUCUUUGGUGGUGCUGAAUAAAGAUUUGGCCUCCCCAGCGAUGGGGGCAGCUCUUGAGAAUGUGUUUAGUCCACCACCUGUCUCAUCAUCAGGACUAACAAACCAGACCUCUUCAAGUAAUGAACUGAUGGAGAUAUUUUCCCCACCACUGACAGACCCUUUGACACCCAAUCAUAUCGCCUCUGUCAGCCAUCCAGCUUCGCCUGCAGAGUCUCCACAGCAAACCCUCUCCGCCACUCAGAUCCUCUCCAUGUUCCCCAUACAGCCACCAGGGGGCUCUCCAUACAUCUCUCCACCACUAUCUCCCAGUGCAAUGCCUUGGGGUCAGCAGGGGCUUGUGGGAAACCAGUUGACUGGUAGCUGGCCCUCCACACCAGGCGUGCCAGCACCGCUGGACAUUACAGCGCCUCCCGCUGUAGUCCUGCCUCAGCCCGGAUUCAUGAUGAUGAUGAGCCCAGCUGCCCCCCCAUCCCUUAACGAAUAUCCCAACCCAUUAAACUCCAUCUCUAUGCUCAACGGAACGACUGGAGCACCUGGAGCUCCUGGACUGGACAACAACCCCUUCCUGUGAUGAGCUGGAAUGCUUGACUUUGCUCUCUGAGUCAUUUGUUAUGUCUCCAACUAUUGUAUUGAUAUAAAUGGUGACAAGGAUCCAACACUUUAAUGAAAUGUGCUAUUUUAGGUGUUUUCUGCUACUAUCAAUGCAUCUUGUUAAAUACUUCUCAAUGGUCCUGAUUAAACAGCUGUGUUAUAAACUGAAAGUUAUCAUGGGACUCACAGAAAUUAUUAAUCUGAUCAGAUUAGUUUACACCACAUUUGGUAUUCCAGCUGUUCUUUUUGAAAUUACUUUUCUGCUUUUUCUUUUGGUUUUCACUGAUAACGAUACUCUUAAGCAUUCAAUUAAGCACGAUAUACUGACUAAUGUUACUGUUGUGUUAAUGCUGGCUCAGAAAAUGUACUGUUGUGUGUUUUUAAGAUGUUUUCUGCUGGACAAACUUCCAAUUCCCUCCGGAAAAUAAACGAUGGAGCUGACCUUGCUGUGAGGCAGAAUUAAAUGCUGUCUGGGGAAACAGAUUUGCUUCAUGUUUCAUUUGAUGUGUCUGUAAUAUCAGAUUCUCUGCUCUUGUUAACCUUCUGCACCUCCAUAAAUACAAAGCAAAAUAAACAACCUGCUUGACAUUA